AUGAGAAAACCUGUUGUGGAGAAGAUGCGCAGAGACCGUAUCAACAAUAGCAUCGAGCAGCUGAAAGCGCUGCUUGAAAACGAGUUCAAAGCGAAUCAGUCCAGCUCCAAGCUCGAGAAAGCAGACGUUCUCGAAAUGGCCGUGUUUUAUUUGCGGGGCAGUGCGUAUCCAACUACCCAAUGCCACUCGCCUGCUCCCCGCCAGAGUUACACGGAGGGAUUCACCAAAUGCCUGGAGGAAACUCUGCACUUCCUGUCCAUGCACGAGCGAUCCAAAGACUCUCAACACAAACUGCUGAAACACUUUCACCGGGCGGAAUGGAAGGGUGACAGAGACCAGCGCAGCCCGGCGGUCGCAGAGCAUUGCCCUACCGCCGUCCGUGCUCCAAAACGCGCUGGAACAAGCGACAGAAAUCCGCUGUGGAGGCCGUGGUGA
This is a messenger RNA of Anguilla rostrata (American eel), 435 nucleotides long. RefSeq names its product hairy-related 2 (gene her2). Lineage: Eukaryota; Metazoa; Chordata; Actinopteri; Anguilliformes; Anguillidae. The transcript has a single exon. Gene Ontology annotation, molecular function: DNA-binding transcription factor activity, RNA polymerase II-specific; RNA polymerase II cis-regulatory region sequence-specific DNA binding; protein dimerization activity. The record is from RefSeq and is a predicted model, not a curated record. Gene Ontology annotation, biological process: regulation of neurogenesis; anterior/posterior pattern specification; regulation of transcription by RNA polymerase II. The coding region runs from base 1 to 435 and encodes 144 amino acids. Gene Ontology annotation, cellular component: nucleus.